Messenger RNA from Galeopterus variegatus (Sunda flying lemur), 3522 nucleotides. It is a transcript of the gene ERMN, whose product is annotated as ermin, ERM-like protein. The coding region runs from base 70 to 930 and encodes 286 amino acids. Gene Ontology annotation, biological process: regulation of cell shape; regulation of cell projection organization; morphogenesis of a branching structure. Gene Ontology annotation, molecular function: actin filament binding. Gene Ontology annotation, cellular component: internode region of axon; filopodium; myelin sheath. The transcript has 3 exons. The record is from RefSeq and is a predicted model, not a curated record. NCBI's taxonomy places the organism in Eukaryota, Metazoa, Chordata, Mammalia, Dermoptera, Cynocephalidae.
GUAACUUGUCAAGGAUCUGCUCACUCAAUUUCCCCAAAGCUCUCUCCAAGUCGGACUCAACUGUACAUCAUGACAGAUGUUCCAGCAACAUUUAGUCAGGCUGAGUGUAAUGGGGAUAAACUGCCUGAAAACGAUCAACAACCAAUCACUAGAAUCAAUAAGGAAACGACUGAUGUGGGUGGCAUUCCACCAUACUGCAGGGUAGAACCCAGUCUUGAAGAUUUACCCACAGAAGAAAAUCAGGAGGAAAGUGGAAAAUUACAAGGGAACGUGCAGCUCAACUGGUCAAUGGAUGAGAAGAUUCUAAAAGAAAACCCAGAAGAGAACCUCUUUAUUGUUCAUAAGGCUGUCACAGAUCUUUCUCUCCAAGAAGCAAGUGCUGAUGAAAUGACUUUCAGAGAAGGGCAUCAGUGGGAGAAGAUUCCUCUGAGCAGCAGUAACCAGGAAAUAAGUAGACAGAAGGAAAGGAUUGCUGAACAACCUCUAGAAGAGAGAGAAGGUGGGGACGGGAAGAACACAGCCUACCAGGCAACUGAAAUUGAAUGGUUGGGAUUCCAGAAACCUAGCCAGGUUGACAUGUUACAUUCUAAACAUGAUGAGGAACAAGAGGUUUGGGAUGCAGAAACUAAUAAUGAUGAUGAUGAUGAUGGUGAUUUCAAUGGUGAUGAGGAUGAAGUUCGAGUGAUAGAAUUUAAGAAAAAACAUGAAGAGGGUUCUCACUUUAAAGAAGAAGGUGAUGCAAGUGAGGUCUCCCCACUGAGCAGCCCCUGUUCUCAACCGGUGACGCCUGAGGAGCAGCCGGCCUUAGGAAGGAAGAGCGACAUCUCCAGAAAUGCUUACUCGAGAUACAAUACAAUAUCCUACCGGAAAAUCAGGAAGGGGAACACCAAGCAAAGAAUCGAUGAAUUUGAGUCUAUGAUGCAUUUAUAAAGUAACUGGAACUGAGAAAUUCUCAUUCCCACUAAAGCAAAACUAAUUCUGUUGCCCUGAGAUGCAUCUUUCUAUGCCUUAUUUGAGGCAUCCCCUUGAAAGAUGUGGAAGCUUACUCUCUUUUUCACUGUAGAAUAAUAUGGAAAUAACCCUAGACAAAAUCCAGUCUGGUAAUCUCAGAUCAAAAACUGUUAGAUACAUUCUUGGGCAUUUGCUUUUGUAAACUUCACUAAUAUAGCAUCGUAUGAUAAGCACUAAACAGCCAGCCCUUCUGGGGAAUCUGGCAUGAUUUGGCUUUAAAAGUAGCAAUGCUGAGGAAGGUAAUCAUUGAAUGAAACAGGAGACUAUUUAAAAUGAUUCCUAUAUGUCUUUUGGUGUCUUUCUACCUGUAUACUGGGGUGAUGGAAAGUCUGGUAUUAAACCUCUCAUACUUUUAAACAUGGUUGUAUAGACACUGGCAAUAAACUUUCCAAAAUUCUUUGCCUUUUGUAUUAUCAUCAAAGACCAUUUUAAGUGGUUUUCCUUGGUAUCUACAGAGUAAAAAUUGUAUAGGCCUCCUUCUUAGGUGUUAUCAUUCACUGAAUUUUCUCAGUAGAGGGGCUGAGCAGUUGUUAGUCAGGAGAAUUCUGUUUGCUAAAUGUUGGUUUUAUGCUUUCAAACUGAAUCAACCACUGUGAGGUUGAUACAGGGAGAGAAGAUUGGUGGGCAAUAGACUAAAGAGUUGUAUUGGAUAGUUUUAUUUCUGUGACUGAAAAUAAAAUCUUGUCUAGCACAGUUAGAGUCAUUAAAAAUAAAAAUGACAGCUUUAGCAUAAUUUUCAGAAAAUGCCCCUUCUCUACCAUCACACUUUCUCUUAUUAACAGUAUCUCAGAAUAAUUUUCUUUCCUUGGAAACCUGAAACAACGCUAGUCAUAACUGUACCAGUUACUAUGAAAAUGGAAAUAAUUAUCCUAGAAUAUUUUUGAAGUAGAGCGUGAGCAUAUAUUUUUAGUGAGAAAGUUCUGAUAGUUGUUGAGAAUGUAUAAUUUACUGGACCUCGGCCCAAAUCAAGAUGCUAAAAUUUGUGCUCAAACCAAUGUAUCAAAUAAUGUAUUGAAUAUUUAUGAAAAAAGAUAGUCUAUAUUUAUAUUCUUAGAUAGUUUGUUUCACAAUUUUUCAUUUCAUGCUUCCAUAUAUAUUACCCUGAACUUUCUCUCACCACAGAUAAAGAUAUUUUUUGGCCCUGCAAAUAAAAAGACAAUUCCUUAUUGUCUGAAUGUAAUACAGUCUUCAUUGUCCUAUUCAACCCUUUGUUUAUUUCUUUUCCAUUUUUGUGAAAAACCCUGGGUUAGUCCUUCUUAGAUUAUUGCUUAUUUAUGUGUAACAAAUCCUCACAUUCUAAUGGCAACUUCUUUAUUUCUUCCUGGUCAUAGAAUAUAUUUCCAUUGUGUCAUGUACUACUAUUUAGUGUUUACAAGACCCAAAUUUUGAAUUCAGGGUUGAGGUGUUCCUUUUAUUCUUUUGAACAGAUACUUUAAAACUUGACCAUGUAAAAGUUUCUGUUACCCUUAAUCUAUAGAACCCGUAGAUUUCAUUUGUGACAAUGCAAGUUUGUAGAAUAAAGUGAGGAAAAUCAGGUCUUUACUGAUAAAGGUAGGUAGAACACUGAUGCACUAGGACAGUUUCCUGUUUAGUUUAUUCCUUUAAAUCUUUCCACCUGGACAACCUUUUUUUUUUUCUGGAUUACUGAUGACCCUACAAUUUUCUACUUAACUUGAGAGCACAGUAUUGUGUUAUACAUCAUGAAACAGGACCAGAUUGUUAACUUACCUUCAGAAGAACCUGUAUUUUGAGUUAUUCCAACGGAGUUGAUGAAUUCCUGUGGAACUUGAGUGAAGUGGGUUGUCUAUGGCUAUGUGACUUGACAGAGCAACUGGCUGUUAUGGGGGUCCAGUAUAUAGUAACCCUGGUCCUUUUAGCUUUGUAAUCUCACCAGACAAUUAACCAACUGUGAAACAUUUUGUCAACAAAGACUAUUUUAGGGUAUGUUCAAUAGGUAAAUGCUCAUAUUCACAGAUGAAGCAAUAUAGUUGCAAAAGAACACGAAAACUAUUUUUUAACAUUGGUGUCCAUUGCCCUGUCCUUCCAUCUUACACCAAGGCCAUAGAGGUAAGGGACAUGAUGGUGAUAGGUGGCCUUUGAGCCUAGGAAAGACAAGGACCUGGCUCAGAUGGCAUGGGGGAUAUUUAACAUAUUUGGAAUUCAUAUGGGAUAUGUUGAGAACACAAAUUGGUAACUAUACAUGAAGAUUUACCUGAGCUUUUGUGAUUCAAGAUUCAGAGGUGGUAAGGACUCUGGUACCUGACAGGAUGGAGAAUUGAUUUGUUGUGUGAAUGCUGAUAUUUCUUACAUGACUUUUUAUUUUUCUUUGUUGCUUAAUGAACAGGAAUGAAUAAUAGAUCUAUUUCUCUGUCAAUAUAAAAUUUACCUUUUAUAUAAUGCAAGAUUUGAAGACACGGAAUUUGCCAGAAUCUGUCUAUCUGUUAAUAAACUAUUUAAAUAAAGAACUGCUGUGUCUGACUUUUGCUCUCAAUAAAAGUUUGUGUGUUUGUU